Molecule: messenger RNA, 6393 nt
Organism: Lytechinus pictus (painted urchin)
Lineage: Eukaryota; Metazoa; Echinodermata; Echinoidea; Temnopleuroida; Toxopneustidae
Product: translation initiation factor eIF2B subunit delta-like
Exons: 11
Coding region: 123-1709 (528 amino acids)
Source: RefSeq, a predicted model, not a curated record
UGAUCAACUUCUACCAUCUGUUUUGGAAUGAAUUUGUCCAAAAGGCCAUCGAGACGAAGAAGCCGAAGUCGAAGAGCCCCACUACAUUUCCACCUUCUCGGGACUUUGACUUUGCAGUUUGAAUGGCUGAAGUAGCCAAAGCCGCAGCGCACCCCUCCACAACGAGCGAAGGGAAGAAGGUCAAGGAGGGUGUGACACCAACUCAAGAUGGAGGUGAUGCUGCAGGGGGCGAGGGAGGUGAAAAGAAGUUAUCUAAGAAGGAGAGGAAGAUGCUGAAACAGAAGCAGCUUGCGGAGCAGCAGAAAGAAAAAGAUCUGGCUCAGGCCCCUGCAAAGAGCAAGGCAGAAUUAAAGGCUGAGAGGAGGGCUAAGCAGGAGGCAGAGAGAGCCGCCAAAUUGGCAAAGAAGUCCGGUGAGCCUGUGCCUUCGGGCGGAGCAGGAGGGGGAUCAGGAGCCGGAGGGGGGAGCAGUUCGCUCCCGAGCAGUGGAUCCAGUGGCCAGCUCCAGAGUAAAGCUGGUAAACAAACUGGAGAAACUCAUUCCAAGAAAGAUCUUUACAGGGUCUCAGAUGACAUCAAACUGGAUGAUCCUAACGUGCAGAAAAGAAGAGCAAAGAAACUUGAACGUCAACAGGUGCCACAGAGGGUCGAAAGUCAGAAGAAAGUUGGUCUGUUCUCUCACCUGAACCAGUUUGAACGACAGGUCUCGCUAACGAGCCGUCUUGGCUUUGGUUCCGGUGGUAUCCAUCCGGCCGUCAUCAAGUUGGGUUUGCAGUACGCUGAAGGAAUCAUAUCAGGAGCCAACUCCAGGUGUAUAGCAUUACUAGUAGCCUUCAAACAGGUCAUAGCAGAUUAUAGCACGCCUCCACAGAAAGAUCUGUCCAGAGAUCUAGAUAACAAGAUCAAACCGUACAUCAGCUUCCUGAACCAGUGUCGUCCCAAGUCAGUCAGCAUGGGUAAUGCCAUCAAGUACCUCAAGAUGCAGAUCAAUAAUAUUCCACAAGGAAUGUCAGAUAAAGAGGCAAAACAGAGGUUGUGUGACUGCAUAGACGGUUAUGUGAAAGAGAAGAUAUUCCUAGCACAGAAAGCCAUUUCUGAGGAAUAUGCCUGCAAGAAGAUCAGAGAUGGUGAUGUCAUCCUUAUAUACAGUUGCUCAUCCUUAAUUAGGAAAGUCCUGUGUGAUGCCCACAAGUCUGGGUUACGCUUCCGGGUCAUUGUGGUUGACAGCAGGCCAAAGGUCGAAGGUCGAGAGGGUAUUAGGAGGCUUGUAGCUGCCGGCAUCAAGUGUACCUAUGUCCUCAUCAAUGCAGUCUCUUAUAUGAUGCCAGAGGUUUCAAAGGUUUUCCUUGGUGCGCACGCCCUCCUUGCCAACGGCUAUGUCAUGUCAAGAGUGGGGUCUUCGGUCAUCGCCAUGGUAGCGAAGUCCUACAACGUUCCAGUUCUUGUCUGCUGUGAGACAUACAAAUUCAGUGACCGGGUUCAGACAGAUAGCUUUGUCACAAAUGAAUUAGGUGAUCCUGGUGACCUAGUUUCCAUCAACCGCUCAAAGUGUAACCUGGCUAACUGGAGGGACAUCAAUGCCUUGACUCUCCUCAACCUUGUUUAUGAUGUCACCCCACCAGAUUUUGUUUCUAUGGUGAUCACCGAGAUUGGAAUGCUACCCUGCACAUCAGUGCCCGUUGUACUUAGGGUCAAGAACAUUGAGAGCUGAAGUCAUGAAGGACAGAAGUUGAAGAAUGAAGGGAUAUCAAGAAUAGUGAGAGCUUAGGUCGGCAUGAUGAAGAACACUGAGAGCUAGGUUUUGCAAUAGCAGUUGAACUGUCAUGUUGUGGUCUGCCAUUCCGUUUGAUGAUAGUUUUUUGUUUGGGGAACAGCGACUAGUCUGCAUGCACAGACCCUGACUAAAACUUUGAUCAACAAGUAAGUCUUCACAGAAGACUAGCACAUAAACAACUUGUUGUUAGUGCCUUCAGCACACUAGUCAUUGUAGGCUGCACAUUCAGACCCUUAACUUGAAUGGGUUUGCAUAGCAGACUAUACAGCAGCACUCUUAUUAUUAGGGUAUUUACAAUGUGCGAUAAGCACGGGGCUUAUUGAAGAGCAUUUUUGCUUUGCAUCGUGAAUACCCGAGAUGACUGCAACACACUAACAUCAAAUCUUAACCUGUGCAUUAUUUGUUUGACUGUGGGUCAGCAUCCCUCAAAACUUACUAGGAUGGCACAGGUGAAGAGGUUGCUUUCUAUUCCGACAUCACAGGUGUAUGCAUCCAGUAUGCACGCCCAAGUAAGCGCAUUAAAAUCCUUGCCAUGGCCUUUCUAUGAAAAAAAAUUCAUAUUUUGUUUCGGUUUUGACAUGCUGGAGUAAAAUAAUGCAUGCGAAAUGUGCAGUGCUGCACUCAAAAUGAAUGUCUGGAAGGUUGCGUAAAAUUUAAGUAUGUAAUUUGCAUAUGUACUCGCUAUUGGCUACAUCAUUGAACCCGUUCCGUAAUGUCGGUUAAUAUGCAUGACUUCUCUCACAGCUCAGAGGACAUGUGGUACUUCUUUACUAUCUGUUAAAGAACUUCAGGGCAAUUCUGUAAAAUAAGCAACCUCUUGUAUGUCCAUUUAAGCUACUUUAAGCCAUCGUAAUUUGAGGAGAUUGCAAUUCUUCAUUUGACCUAGGAAACAGAGAUAGAAUAACUCCUGAAGGUCCUGCUUAUACACUAGGACCUAUGUCAAUUUCAUGUGUAAUGUGAUAUUACAUAAUAAUAAUAAUAAUAAUAAACAUUAAUUUGUAUAGUGCAGCUUUUAUAUGGAUAUAUUCAGCUGCGCUUUUAUAUGGAUAUAUUCAGCUGCGCUUGUUACAUUCCUGUAACAUACAAUACAAGAAUAAGAAGGAUGAUUGUCAAUUCUAUCCUCUGAUGUGACCUCACGUCAGAAUGUAGCGUACAUCUGUCCUGGGGGCUGUUUCACAAAGGGAUAAGCGUGACUUAUGGGGUGUUGCAAGAAACCUGCGAUCAAUUGAAAGUCUAUUUUUGGUCCCUAAAUCAAUCAUGUAUCUUGCAAUUAAUUGUAAAUUAGUGAUUGAUUGCUAAUCUGCUCCGUGAAACAAGGAGUUUAAUCUGAUUUGCUAUAUUUAACGUUGAUCUAUCAGUUGUAAAAUUGCAACAGAAUAUUUGCAAUUGAUCGCAAAUAUUUGCUUGCAACACCCCUUAGAGUCACACUUAAAUUUCCAGUUCCGUGCACUACAUAGUCAAAUCAUGCUAAGAGGACGAGUGCUACUGCAUAUUGAUAAAUAAGAUUGUGCAUAAUAGAUCACGGGCCCGUCUUACAAAGAGUUGCGAAUGAUCCGAUCAAUCACAACUAUGGAAAGCCAACAAAGUCAACAUAUAAAAUGCAUGUUUGUUCAAACAAUUUUUUAGAUAUGAAUGUAUAUCCAUUCCAUAAAUUCAUUGAUUUCUUGACAAUUUGGUGUGGUCUCCUUUGUUUACAAAGGACAUUUUGCAAAUUUCCUGUAGAAAAAAUUCUGACACUGAUGGAUUUCCAUAGUUACGUUUGAUUGGAUCAAUUGUAACUCUGUAAGAUGGCCCUGGUUUGCAUCAGGGGUCCGUUUCAUGAAAGUUGUCAGCACUGACAAGUUGUCUUUCUCCGACAGUUACCAUAGCAACAGUCAGAAGCCAGUGCUUUUUAGCCAAUCAAAACCAAGGAUUUCACUGAAAUAGUCAGCACUGACCAUUUAGUCAGUGCUGACAGCAUUGAUGAAACACCCCCACCCCCCAGUAUUAGAAUGACUAAGUAACACUUAGAGGGGUGUUUCAUUCCUUGUGAAACACCCCUCUUGUUUACCGGAGGACAGAUGUACUAUGUUACGAGAAUGCCCUUCGUGGAUGUGCUUAUCUUAUGGUUCAACUCUAUCGUUUUGAUUACAUGUAAGUAAUUGACUGUCUCUGAUAGGCGACUUAGUUUAUGCAUAAUGAUAGUGCAAUAUACAUCAUUCGCCUUAUACCAAAGCUGCAGGAAUGUAGAAUUGAUUUGGACCCAUUGCGUAAAAAAUUCAACACUAAUACUAGUAACUAUUCUUUCAAUGUUUACUACUACUAUCACUUUUAACUACCAUGGUAACAUUGCUCAAAAACCAAUCAAAAUCACAGCUAUGUUGAAGUUUUAUGCCGCAGGCUUUGGAUCUUUCAAUGCAACCUGUGAAUUGUGGUUAAUACUAGGAGAAAUAUUGUUUGUCAAUGCAGAAAUGCAUAUUUUGGCCGCAAGAAUAACCAAGACUCUUUUCACGAAAGCACCAUUUACAAAUGGGGCUGCUCUAGAUAUGUGAUGCAACUUCUGCGACACUGCAAGUUGGCAAAAAUAUUGUAAUUUUCUUGCUCAGAAAAGUCGCUCCCUUGCUCGUGCAUGAGCAUUAUAGACCUUUUAAGCUCAUUGAAGACAUUGUGAAUUGCAUCGCAAAUCUAAUCUGAAGCAUACUGUACUCUAAUUCUCCUUAUCACAGCUAUAGCAAUAACAGCUAUCUAUAUCAACCUCCCAAGGUUAUUUUGCUGGGACAUGAACUUCCUUGAUUAAUCAGCCAGUAGUUCUAUUCAGCUCUACUGUCACAGCUAGCUACAUAUUUCUUGGCCAAUUGCAAAAGUGCAAAUUUUGCUUCUCUUUCUUUAACAAUGUUUAAAUUGGAGACGAGUUGAGGAUUGUAAAAACGGCAUAAGUAAUUCAGAUUGACUUGCUCACCCCCGCUCGCUGAACUAAAAAUCCAUAUAAACAAAACUUGAAGUUAAAAGCUGAUUAGGUGAGAAACUCUUAAGAAAAUUUUCCCAUAGUUUAUAUCGCUUAGUAUCGGCCGUAUAUUAUACGAUAAGGAGAAAUGUAAGUUAAUUGAUACCCCAUUGAAAACUGUCAUGUGUUCUGUUACAGUUUUAAUAACAUCGUAUUCCAAAGGGUAAUUGUUGGAUUUGGGAAGUUAAUGGUUUUAGAUGGUUAUAUUAAAAGGGCUGCUUUUCAAUUUGAUAAUUGAUAUAAAGUUGAUGCUUAUCUCAUUAAAUUUUAAACCAACAUGUCACUUUAGUACCAAUGACCUUCCUCUGAUCAUGCGCAGAAUGGAACUACGAACUAGCUUGUAUGACCAACAUGUGAGAUAUAUCAUGGACAAAAGCUUGUACUAUCAUUAGAAUGAGCAAAAAAAUAGAUGUUUUGGGGUAUAUUUUUAGCGUACCAAGUGGAUUUGUACUUCCACGACCUCACAAAUCUUGGUCACAUUGCCAAUUGGAGGAUCUCCAUAGCAUUAGGGAUUCCUUUAUUCUCAAACUUUCAUUGAUCUUAUUCUUUGAUUUGUUUCCAUACAAUCUAACUUUGUUCCAACGGUUUCAUUCUCAUUUGAGUGAGAAAAACCGGUAUUUACUUUAAUUUUUGCUCUCAUACAAUACUAAGCCGAUAGCCCCACUCCAUAUCGAAAAUAUGAUUGAUAAUUCUCGCUACCCCAAUUAACGAUUUCGCCAAGAUCCGGGAAAAUCCCUGUAACGCGCACUGCAUUAUGGGAUAGCUUUUCGGUAUUACAACUUCCUGAUCGGAAGUCCAAUGCACUGUUUUGCCAUUCAGAUCAACAGUGCCGUCAUGCACAACAACACAACGUCGCUUUCGCUCGGAAAGUUCGUGAUCACAACCCUCUCUUUCACAUUUUCACGUGAAAUAUAUUUUGUAUUUCUAUUUAUAAUUCAAAUGGAAUCAAAACUGACCAAAUUAGAUAAAACGUAUUAUAAUCUGUACAUAUUACGCUGAUUGGCAUCGAUUUCAGCGUGGUGGAAAACCAUAGAGGUAUACAUCUCUAUGUGGAAAACUCAGUAUCGCGAACCUCGCGCGAGCAUAACUCUGAACCGGAAGUGGUGAUGACGACCCGACGAAGUGAAAAUUAUCUCGUCUCGCGCAUUAUGAGAUUUUUGUUCCUAUUUGGGGUAGCGAGAAUUAAAGUAAAAUUUCGAAUUAUGUCUAAUUCAAGCUAUUUAAUCUUUCUAACAAGAUUCAACUUUUGACUGUACAUACUUAUUUAAUCUAUAAAAAAAAAAUCUUAAUCUUAAUUGUGACAAUAAAGUCUUGUUGACAUUUACAUAUGGUUAGAAAAGGCUCAACAACAUUUCCUCAAUGUUGUAGACCCGUUUUACUGGUAUACAUGUUUAGAUGCCUAAUAUUUUCAAAGAAAAUGUUGAGCUCUGUCCUACCACAUCUUAACAAGACUUAAAUCAGGCAUUAAGAUAUAACAAAACAAUCAUGAAACAUGAUUUAUUGUGAUAGAAAUCUCAAUUUAUUGAGCAUAGUUAUUAAUUCCCCCUCCUAUAAUGAUGAUCACAAAUGCAUGUGUCAAUUUCUUUGUCUUCCUGAAUGUGUAACAUACAAUAUACAUGUAAAUAUAAACAACAUAAA